CGCACCCUGCGUUGCCAUGGCGAAGCGCAUAUAAGCGUGCGCCAGCGCCAUUCCGCACAGUACGCGACGUUAGCCCGUACGCACACGGUAUAGCUUAAGCUUUGUGAAGCAGCACCAACAUGAUGCUACGUUUGUCAACUUUUAUUGCGUUACUGGCUGUUACAUUAGCCCAGAACGGCUACGAAUACAACAAACCGAACCAACCGUUUGGACCAGGCACUACGUCGAACCGACCCGGUUUCCCUGGAACCGGUGGGACCUCUGGCGGCUACCCCAGCUCUCCGACUGCGCCAUCUUCCCCUAGUGGACCUCAGCGUGACGAAUACCCCAGCACUGCAGGUGGCUCUACCCCGGGUUUCCCUUCUGGAUCUCCAAGCUACCCUUCUGGCCCUAGUCAAGGAUUUCCAGGCUCUAGCCAACGACCAGGACAACCUGGGCAGUCCGGAUCGCAAGGUGGUGCCGGAUUUCAGCCCACUUUCCCAUCUGGGCCACAGCCGGGACAGCCCGGCGCGGGACCGUCUGGAACCGGUUUCGGCUCCGACACUGGCGCCUACGAAGGUGGAGACUACUCUGCUAUCCCCGGUGAACCGGACAGGGACUACCCCAUCCUUACCGAGAUCCCUCAGACGUCCUUCAGAUGCGAUGCUCAGGCUUAUCCAGGGUACUACGCCGAUGUCGAGGCCCGCUGCCAAGUCUUCCACGUGUGUGCCAACAACAGAACCUAUGAUUUCCUCUGCCCCAACGGAACCAUUUUCUCGCAGCAAGUCUUCGUCUGCGUUUGGUGGAAUCAGUUCGACUGCAACUCUGCUCCUGGUCUAUACGAGUUGAACGCCAAUCUCUACCAAGAAUCCCCAAGACCCGGUUCUGCUCAACAAGACUACGCUCCCCAAGGUCCCUCAGCUUCGUACCCCGGUAGCAUUGGUACUCAAGGUCCUUCCUCAUCUUACCCUGGAGGCAACACCCCUCAAGGUCCUUCAUCAUCUUAUCCGGGAAGCAGUAUCCCUCAAGGUCCUUCAUCUUCUUAUCCCGGAGGCAACGCUCCGCAGGGCACACCAUCCUACCCAGCCAGCACUCCUCAAAGGCCUUCCUCGUCCUUUCCUGGUACCCCGCAAGGGCCUUCGACGACAUACCCUGGUAGUUCUGGACCACAAGGCCCUUCGUCCUCUCAUCCCGGGAGCACGGGUCCAUCUUCUGGUUUCCCAGGCUCUAGCAGUCCGCAGGGACCCACGUCAUCCUACCCAGGAUCGCAAACUCCGUCGGGUUACCCUGGCUCUUCUAGUGGAACCUUCCAAGGGUAUCCCUCGGGGGCACCCACUGGUCCGAGCUUCCCCACCGGGGGAAACACCGGGAGACCACAGGGUCCCUCCAAUGACAACUACCCACAGACACCCAACAGAGAGUACCUGCCACCCAGAAAUUGAGCCAACCCAAUCUAUUGGUAUUACAAAGUAACUAUCUAGAUAGAAAGACUUUUGGAGCUGUUAAGUUAGUUUUAACUGUAGUCGCGUUGUGAAAACUACGCAAGGAGUAGUUGCCAUAAUGUUGUAUUUGUAGCCAGCCAGUAUUCUGAGGAUUAACGUCAUUUGACACACACCUACAUAGAUAUUUGUACAAAUAAUAUUGGAACUACCUUGGAUAUCAAGACUAAGUAUUAUUAUUAAGUACUAAGUACUUAAUAGUAGGUACUUAGUUAUUACCUACUCCUAGAUAUAUAUAUUAUUUUUCUGAUGUCAUGUAUUGAGUAAAUGUGUCAGGGCAUUAAAGUUAGACAAACGAUAAAGUUGGUGCUGCCUAAUGUUUUAGCCUUUUAGCAUUUAGCAUAAUAUAAGAACCUAUAGGUAUAAUAAGUAUGAAUAUUAGCUUAUUUUCCACCAAAAUCCUUCUUCUUCUUUUAAUAUUGUUUGUGUACUAAACUAACGUUCUUUGUUUCUUUAAGUCUUGUUUUAUAAAUAAAAUUAUACUAACCAAACGGUGCAACCUGCUGUGCCUUAACUAAAGUUACCAAAUCUAGUGUUCGUAAAUAUUAAGAUAAUCAUUAGGUAAUUUUUAAUACAAAAUACCCGACAUUUAAAGUAAAUUAACCAGGGAUCGGAAACCGGUAUUUUUUGUAUGAGAACGAAAACGGUAUUUUUUCGUUCUUUGUUAAUUAUUUCAUUCCUAAUCGGGCAAUCUAAUAAUACGAAGUCGUUAUCUAAAAACACAACUGAGUCCUACAUUUUGAGUAUAAAAUAAACCGAAAUAUAUGGUUAUUUCGAUGUUUUUGCAAAAAACCGGUUCCGAUCCCUGAAAUGAACACUACUUUUAAUAUGUAUGAAAAGUUGAAAGUUUGUGUCUCCUACUUUUCUUGAACUUUACAUCACAAUACUUUUAUAUCCAGGACUGUAAUGUUAUUGUUAUAUAUAAUUAUAGUAUAUAUGUACAUAUAAAAAAAUAUUAAACUGAAAAUGGAUUUAAAUGUCCCGUCGGGGUUAGUAAAAUCACAUAUCUAAAUAUCUAAUUACAUACUAGAUUAUGAAAUAAUGUAUCUUGUACCGAUACCGUUUGUAAUUACACUUGGGAAAUAAAAUAAAACAUUAUAAGAGCA
This is a messenger RNA of Cydia pomonella (codling moth), 2584 nucleotides long. RefSeq names its product collagen alpha-1(III) chain-like. The transcript is spliced from 3 exons. Gene Ontology annotation, molecular function: chitin binding. The coding region runs from base 120 to 1421 and encodes 433 amino acids. Lineage: Eukaryota; Metazoa; Arthropoda; Insecta; Lepidoptera; Tortricidae. Gene Ontology annotation, cellular component: extracellular region. The record is from RefSeq and is a predicted model, not a curated record.